AUGGAGAAAGAAUUUUGGCAAAAAAAUUUUCCUAAAGAAGAAGUUUUUAGUAGUGGUAAUAAAAAUCAACCUGAUAUUUAUUUAUGUAAAUAUGAUCUUAAAAAUAGCAAAUAUAAUGAAAAUAAAAAAAGAUCAGUAAUUUUAAAAAUAUUUUUAAAAAGUAUCUCAUUUUUACCUAUAAUAAAUUGGUUACCAAAAUAUAAUUUUAAAGAAAAUUUUAUUUCUGAUAUUGUAUCAGGUUUUACUACUGGAAUAAUACAUGUUCCACAAGGUAUAGCAUAUGCUAAACUUUCUGGAGUAUCUGCUGUCUAUGGAUUAUAUGUCAGUUUUUUAGGACCAUUUUUAUAUUUAUUUUUUGGUACAUCAAAACAUGCAAGUAUUGGUAGUGUUUCAUUUAUUGCUUUAAUGACUGGUGUAACUAAUGAAAUGAUACAAGAAAAAUAUCAUAUUGGUGAUUUUAAAGAAUAUAAUAAAACAUUUAUUUAUAAUAAUAAUGAAGAAUGGAAAAAAGAUGUAACUCCAAUACAAAUAACAACAUCAUUAACAUUUACUAUUGGUAUUAUACUUUUUAUAUCAGCAAUACUUAGAUUAAAAGUAUUAACAACAUACAUGCCUGAUUCAUUGAUAAAAGGUUUUACUACAGGUGCUGCUGUUCAUGUUCUUUUAUCACAAAUUGAUGAUAUUUUUGGAGUUAAUAUUCCUAGAAUAUCUGGUUUUGGUAAUAUUAUUUUUAAAUUAAUUGCUUUAACUAAAAAAAUACCAAAUAUUAAUUUUAUAACAUUACUUUCAAGUAUCUUUACAAUUGUUUUUUUAUGGAUAGGUGAUAUUUUUAUAACACCAUAUAUUAAAAGAAAAAUAAGUCCAAAAUUAGUUAUACCAUUUGAAAUGAUAAUAAUGGCAAUUUUUAUAUUUAUAUCAUAUUUUUUUAAAUUUAAUCAUAAUUUUAAUGUUGGUAUUGUUGGGGAGGUUUCAAAUACCCUACCAAAAGCUGAAUUACCAAAUUUUAAAAUUAUACCUGAUAUUAUUAUUAAUGGAAUUAUGAUAAGUAUUGUCAUUAUGACAGUUCAUUUAUCUAUGACUAAAAUGUUAGCCACAAAUAUGAAUUAUGAAAAAGAAUUAAAUAGUGGACAGGAGUUGUAUGCAAUUAGUUUUACCUCAACAAUUUCUUCAUUUUUUCCUGUCUAUCCAAGUGCAUUAGCAAUUGGGAGAACAAUGGUUCUUGUUUCUUCUGGAGGUAAAACUCAAUUAACAAAUCUUUUUUCUGCUGCUUUUCUUUUAUUUGUUAUUCUUGCUAUUGGACCUUUUCUUUAUCACCUUCCAAUGUGUAUCUUAUCAUCAAUAAUUGCUUUUGCUUUACGUUCAAUGUUUAAAAAUCUUUUAACAAUAAAAAGUGUUUGGAUGAGUAGUCAAUAUGAUGGAAUGAUAUGGAUUGUUUCAUUUUUAACAACUGUAUUUACGGAUAUAGUUUAUGGUUUAGUUAUAUCUAUAAUUUUUGCCUUAUUUACUAUAGUAUUAAGAACUCAAAAACCAAAAUGGUCAUUACUUUUUCCAGUUGCUUCAAGUUUUAUUAUACCAUUAUCAAGAAAUAAAAGUAAAAGUUUAGGUGAUAAAGUAGAUGAAAUAAGUAAUUGGAAUGGUGAAAAUGAAUAUUCUCCACUUUUUGCUGUUCAUAGAUUUGAGGGUCCAUUAGUUUUUACCAAUGGUGAUAUGUUUAGAGAUUCAUGUUUUAAUUCAAUGGAUGAAUUGAAAGAAAGAGUUAGAAUAAGAAAUUCAAGUGUUCCAGGAGAUAUGACAUCAUUAAUCUCGGAUAUUGUUUUGAUUCUUGAUUUUUCAAGAAUAUCUCAAAUAGAUUUAGCUGGUAUUAAAGUUAUUAAUGAGAUUAUAACUCAUGCAGAGAUGUUAAAAAUUCAAUUAAUUAUUACUUCAUUAAGUUAUUCAGCUUCGAAAUCUUUUAAUAAAGCAGGUAUAGUUAAAAGAGGAAUACCAAUUUAUGAUAAUGUUCAAAAGGCAAUAAAUGCUGUUAUACAUUUUGAUUAUAAUACUCAUAAAUGUAAUGAUAAUAUCUGUAUAAAAAUGUAG
Molecule: messenger RNA, 2079 nt
Organism: Strongyloides ratti
Lineage: Eukaryota; Metazoa; Nematoda; Chromadorea; Rhabditida; Strongyloididae
Product: FI18412p1
Exons: 5
Coding region: 1-2079 (692 amino acids)
Biological process (GO): transmembrane transport
Cellular component (GO): membrane
Molecular function (GO): bicarbonate transmembrane transporter activity; chloride transmembrane transporter activity; sulfate transmembrane transporter activity
Source: RefSeq, a predicted model, not a curated record